Molecule: messenger RNA, 1081 nt
Organism: Lemur catta (Ring-tailed lemur)
Lineage: Eukaryota; Metazoa; Chordata; Mammalia; Primates; Lemuridae
Gene: METTL21A
Product: methyltransferase 21A, HSPA lysine
Exons: 4
Coding region: 191-847 (218 amino acids)
Biological process (GO): peptidyl-lysine methylation
Cellular component (GO): cytosol; cytoplasm
Molecular function (GO): protein-lysine N-methyltransferase activity
Source: RefSeq, a predicted model, not a curated record
AGCCCGGGGCGGGGAAAGCGUGGCGCACGCCCGGCGCGGGCCGCGUCCGGAGCCGUAAGUCCCGGCGGGGCGGCGCCCUAGCGCCCGUGCCUGUGGGCCCCGCUUCAGGGACGAGUCGGGCGCACCCUCGGCCUUCCGCGGAGACUCACGGCGCUCUAGGGGUCUGAGCAGAGGGCUGGACGUAGGUGCAAUGGCCCUGGUGCCCUAUGAGGAGACAGCGGGAGUGGGGCUACAGAAAUUCCACAAGCCUCUUGCCACCUUCUCCUUUGCAAACCACAAGAUCCAGAUCCGGCAGGACUGGAGGCAACUGGGAGUCGCAGCAGUGGUUUGGGAUGCGGCCAUCGUUCUUUCCGCGUAUCUGGAGCUGGGAGCCGUGGAGCUCAGGGGCUGCUCUGCCGUGGAGCUGGGAGCUGGCACGGGGCUGGUGGGCAUAGUGGCCGCCCUGCUGGGUGCUCAUGUGACUAUCACGGAUCGAAAAGUAGCAUUAGAAUUUCUUAAAUCAAACGUUCAAGCAAACUUACCUCCUCAUAUCCAACCCAAGGUGGUGGUUAAGGAGCUGACUUGGGGACAAAAUUUGGGGAGUUUUUCACCUGGAGAAUUUGACGUGAUACUUGGAGCUGAUAUCAUAUAUUUAGAAGAAACAUUCACAGAUCUUCUUCAAACACUGGAACAUCUCUGUAGCAAUCACUCCGUGAUCCUUUUAGCUUGCCGAAUUCGCUAUGAACGGGAUAACAACUUCUUAGCAAUGCUGAAGAGGCAAUUUACUGUGAGUAAGGUUCAUUAUGAUCCUGAAAAAGAUGUACAUAUCUACAAAGCACAGAAGAGAAACCAGAGGGAGGACUUAUAAUUGGCUAUAAUUUAUAAGAAUGUUGUUAUUGGGUGUGUCCCUUAAGGUCUUAAACUGGGAUUCUAACCAUAUUUAAUGACAUGGCUUACUGUACAAAAAGUCUACCCAAAGGUUCUCAGGGGACAAAGCACAUGUGCAGUUUUAAAACAAAGCCGUGCUCUGUCCCAUUGCUGUGAUUUUUAGUCAUAUUUUACUCACUCUGAAAUUUAACAUUAAAGGAAAGUAUGAAAUUUU